This is a messenger RNA of Pyricularia oryzae 70-15, 1230 nucleotides long. RefSeq lists its product as uncharacterized. The coding region runs from base 209 to 976 and encodes 255 amino acids. The record is from RefSeq and is a predicted model, not a curated record. NCBI's taxonomy places the organism in Eukaryota, Fungi, Ascomycota, Sordariomycetes, Magnaporthales, Pyriculariaceae. The transcript has a single exon.
AUCCUAGUUUUUAUAUGGUCCUUACCGUCCCCCCUCCUUCGCUAUUCUGUACUUACACUCUACCUAAUCCAACCUAAUAAACGUUUAAUUUUACACAAAAGCUACCUGAACACAUUUCUACUCUUCCAACCUAGCUAGCUCACUCAUAAGUUGUCCUGCUCUUACAGAAUCACCACACAACCCGAAUCAAACCAAACAAAACAGAGAAAUGUCCUUCCAACUCUUCACAGCUCUCCCAGCAGAGCUACGGCUGGAGGUAUGGAGACUUAGCUUUCAACCUCGCGCUGUAGAAGUCAGAUAUCAGCCAGAGACUGAUGAGUGUCGGACAAUCACCCACCCACCCGCUGUCCUACAAGUCUGCCGGGAAUCCAGAGAGGAAGCGCUCCGGUUUUACCAUAAAUGCUUUGGCACCAAGUCCCAAGAACCACUCAUAUACUUCAACUCCUCCAUCGACAUUCUGUACAUCCCGAGGCAUCGACCAAUGGGCUACGACGACACCUCUAGAGACUUUGCGGAAUGCAUUCUAGAUACAGCAGAACACGUCAAGAUGCUUGCAGUCGACCACGUCUUACCAGAUGUCAAGCGUCCAUGGGAAACGUACAACAAGCUCUGCUUAAUGCUGGGCCUGCCAAAUCUCAAAGAGGCUUACAUGAUUAUCUCAACGGAAUCCGACGAUGGCGAGUCAGGAGCGGGCAUGGAGAUUGAGAUCAUCGACCCCAAGGAGGAUCAAGAGGCCAUCCUAAAGGUCAUGAAAGACAUCGAGGAGACAUACUCUCACGAACUUGGCGAGAUUCAAUGGGAGCAAGAGGCUCAAGAGGCUUUCGAGGAUGACACUGCCCAAGAAGAAGGUUCGUUAUCCGGAGAGCAUAACCACUCACACCACCACCACCACCACUUGUCUUAUCCACCAAUUGUACCCAAGGCCAAAAUCUCGCAUGGCUGGGAGAAACAUGGAAGCAUGGUCAGGUGCAUCUGAGACAGACCCUCGUGCGCCGAAUUGUUAUAGAGGAAGGGCUUUUUCUCAUGAGAUAGCCUUUUAGGGCGGCUUACUAUGAAGUGAUGUCCUGGUAAUCGGAUGAAUAAUGAUGGAUGGGCGGUAACGGAAAAGAAAGAAAUGUAUCUUGUAUGAAAUUCAUGUUCGUGCAUUUUGGAGUUCAGGUUGAAACUAGAACUAGAGAAACUUUGACACUAGCCUAGAUAAUUAUAGACUUGCAUCAACUUUUGAAAGAG